This is a messenger RNA of Notolabrus celidotus (New Zealand spotty), 3044 nucleotides long. RefSeq names its product Rho guanine nucleotide exchange factor (GEF) 38 (gene arhgef38). The record is from RefSeq and is a predicted model, not a curated record. Gene Ontology annotation, molecular function: guanyl-nucleotide exchange factor activity; protein binding. Lineage: Eukaryota; Metazoa; Chordata; Actinopteri; Labriformes; Labridae. Gene Ontology annotation, biological process: intracellular signal transduction. Gene Ontology annotation, cellular component: cytoplasm.
GCUCUCUCUCUGCUUCUCUCUCCCUCUUCCUGUCCCUCUCUCUUCCCCUUCUCUUUCCCCUCGACCGGCCUGAAAACACUUGAGAACUGACGGUCUCGCCAUGGAUCCAAACGAGGCCUGCGGGAGUGAGAAGGAGAAGGAAAAAGAAAAGGAGAAAGUGAUAAAGAGGAGGAACCGACCUGUGUUCCUCAGGUACCUGGAGAGGAGGAGGACAGACACUAUUGUAGCCGAUGAAAUGGCCAAAGGUGACAUCAACCUGGGGACACUGGUCAGGAGGAGUCAGUCUGACAAGACGGAGUACAGCGCUAAACUUAAAGAGAAAAUGACAGCACACGACUUGUCCACCCCGCCCUCGCCAGCUCUGGACCCAGAGGAGGUCCGUUUGAGGAAGAUGAACCGCAGGGAAAAGGUUAUUCAGGAGCUUGUGCAGACUGAAAAGGACUACCUCCUAGACCUGGAGCUGUGCAUCAGAGAGGUUGUCCAGCCUCUACGGAAUGUGCAGGCUGUGGAUGUAGACAGGAUGUUCACCAACAUGGAGACUGUGUGUGAGGUAUCUGCAUCGCUCCUUCACAGACUACACGAGGCCAUGGCUGACCCUGAUCCAGAGGCAGUUGUUAUAGGAGAUGUAUUUAUCCAAGCCAAGGCAGCUUUAGAAGAUGUGUAUAAGAUUUACUGUUACCACCAUGAUGAUGCUAACUCGUCACUCAAAUCCUAUGAGAAAGAAGAAGAAAUAAAGCAGCAUUUCACCACCUGUGUAUUAGCUCUGAAGAAAAUCUAUGACCAAGAAGGGAAACCAAACUUGCUGGACAUGGGUUCACUGAUCAAACCUGUCCAGAGGAUCAUGAAGUACCCACUCCUCCUCAGAGAGCUCUGGCAGGCCACACCCGAGAACCACCCUACAAUCCAGCCACUGCAGGAGGCAUUCACCGCUGCCAAGAUCAUCAAUGUCAACAUCAAUGAGUUCAAGAGGCGCAAGAUAUAGUUAUGAAGUAACAAGCGAGUGGAGGAUGAAGGCUUUCUGAGGGGCAAACUACACAAGUUCAACAUCCAUUCCAUCCGGAAAAAGGGCGACAGGUUUGCUGGGUAUCUCAAGAUCCCAGGAGUUGAACCACAGGUGAGAGAUGAAGUUUUUGAUAGAGAAGAGAAGCUCUUCAGGAGUCUGGAGAAAGCAGUCCGGCAGCUGGAAAAUGUUCAAUGUUACCUGCAACAGAUUCAGGAGAUGGUGCCUUUCGCUGCUCAGAAUGUGCAAGACAUGGAGAAUAUCAUCAAAGAUCCAAACAAAAAUGGCACUAACGGCUCAACACACAACAAUGGAAAUGACCCUUAUAAGCACUGUUUAUACUUCUACUCUUCUUCCAACCGAGAAAUUGGAAAGAUAACACAAAGACGUAUGGAGCGCCUGGUCCUCGCCCCCCUCCUCUCCCUGCAGGGCAUGUUCACAGCCCCACAAAAGCUCAUCCAGACGUAUGACAAACUGCUGGAUUACUGCAGCCGCUUGGAACGCUCCUCUUCUUUCUCAUCCUCUCAUCCCUCUCCUUCACCGGUGUCAGAGGACCCGGCUGGUCCCGCCAGGAGGGACUAUGAAGCUCUUAAUGCCUUGCUGGUGGAGGAGUUGCAGAGGUUCAACAUGGCCGCCCAUACUAUCCUCACUAACUGUGUGUUGUACUUUGUGGCACUACUCAGAGGGCUGAUGGAUAGAAUACUACGUGCCCCAUCUGCACACCAGCUACCAGUUCCUUUGUCAAACAUUGCUGAAGUGCAGAACAGCAUCAUGGAGGAGCUGAACAACCUGGCUUUUGUCAAGGAUAAUGUGCAGAAGCUAAUGGAGCGAAAAGUCAGCUUUGAGAGACAACGUGACAAGGAAACAACGGUGCCAGAGGUGCAGCAUCAAACCGAGGAGCAGCGUGCCCGGCUGCUGGCUGAACACCCACUGAGCCGCAUUUACCAGCUGAAGAGGAAGUGUAAUGGCUGCCAGGAGCAGGACCUCAGCCUGCUGGAGGGGGAGCUGGUGGCCCUGUUGGAGGACACAGACCCACUGGGCAGCAGCAGCCGCUGGCUGGUUCACACAGGAGGUGAACAGGGCUAUGUCUACUCCACAUUCCUGAAGCAGUACAACCCUCUAAGGGACUCCAUGCGGGCGGGCCAGAUGGUCAAAGACCAGCAGCAGCAGCAGCAGCAGCCACAGCCUGUCAUGGUGGAUGAGGACUUUGACGACAUCAGCCUGUUUGUGUCGGGCAGUGGCAGCAGCAGCCUGCGCAGCUUCAACCUCAACACCACCGACAGCAGCUCAACCAACUCGGGCUUACAGGGGGAGUCAGAGAGCCCUGGAGAAGUGGAGGAGUCAGUGGACGGGGAUGUUGAGCAGUUCUACGCCGUUUAUGCAUUUCAAGCACGCUGUGACCAGGAGCUGACCUUACAAGAGUACCAGCAUGUCCGCAUCCUCCAGUUCUCUGACCUGGGAGGCAACAAGGAUUGGUGGUUAGCCGAGGCUAAUGGACAGAAGGGAUACGUCCCGGCCAACUACCUGGGCAGGAUGUCCUAUGCAUAAAUAUCUUAUCAUAGGAGAUUCAGACAAACAAACCAAGAACACUCACAAAAGCACUUUGUGAAAUUUCAAACAUAACCCACUAACUCUGUAAUUGAAGUUAUCCUGACUGCAGCGCAUCACAUUUCUGCUAACUUGCACUAAGGAAUGUUGUCAGUUGUCUCAUACCGAAAGUGUUGUAUCUGCUUUGUCUUCAGACAUUACGGCUAAACCAAUGAGACUCAUUUAUCUGUGAUGAAGAGAAAUACUUGUAGUAAAAAAACAGGGCACUGUGCUGAGCACUUUUGUACUUCAGUGUUGUUCAUGUCGAAAAUGAAGUGAUGUAUUCAUGAAUGUAUGUAAUGUAUUGAAGUUAAUUUUAUACGUGAAGUGAUUUACAGAAGAAGAAAUGUUACAUAUGAAAUAAUUAAUACAUGAAGUAUAAUGUCUUAUUGUAAAUGUGAAAUGAAGAAAUCUGUCAUUUACAUAUAUAUUGUCACAAAUAAACCUUAUCCAAGAU